Messenger RNA from Pteronotus mesoamericanus, 2232 nucleotides. It is a transcript of the gene FBXL14, whose product is annotated as F-box and leucine rich repeat protein 14. Lineage: Eukaryota; Metazoa; Chordata; Mammalia; Chiroptera; Mormoopidae. Gene Ontology annotation, molecular function: protein binding. The coding region runs from base 64 to 1428 and encodes 454 amino acids. The record is from RefSeq and is a predicted model, not a curated record. Gene Ontology annotation, cellular component: cytoplasm. The transcript is spliced from 2 exons.
CGGCCAGGGCCAACUGCUCUCGUCGCCUCCUCCCCCCGGCUCCGCGGAGGGGGGAGGAGGAAGAUGGAGACCCACAUCUCUUGCUUGUUCCCCGAGCUAUUGGCCAUGAUCUUCGGCUACCUGGACGUCCGGGACAAGGGGCGCGCGGCGCAGGUGUGCACGGCCUGGCGGGACGCCGCCUACCACAAGUCUGUGUGGCGGGGGGUGGAGGCCAAGCUGCACCUGCGCCGGGCCAACCCGUCGCUGUUCCCCAGCCUGCAGGCCCGGGGCAUCCGCCGGGUGCAGAUCCUGAGCCUCCGCCGCAGCCUCAGCUACGUGAUCCAGGGUAUGGCCAACAUCGAGAGCCUCAACCUGAGCGGCUGCUACAACCUCACCGACAACGGACUGGGCCACGCGUUUGUGCAGGAGAUCAGCUCCCUGCGGGCCCUCAACCUGAGCCUCUGCAAGCAGAUCACCGACAGCAGCCUGGGCCGCAUAGCCCAGUACCUCAAGGGCCUGGAGGUGCUGGAGCUGGGGGGUUGCAGCAACAUCACCAACACCGGCCUCCUGCUCAUCGCCUGGGGCCUGCAGCGUCUCAAGAGCCUUAAUCUUCGCAGCUGCCGCCACCUCUCGGAUGUGGGCAUCGGGCACCUAGCCGGCAUGACGCGCAGCGCGGCGGAAGGCUGCCUGGGCCUGGAGCAACUCACGCUGCAGGACUGCCAGAAGCUCACCGAUCUUUCUCUAAAGCACAUCUCCCGAGGGCUGACGGGCCUGAGGCUCCUCAACCUCAGCUUCUGCGGCGGCAUCUCGGACGCCGGCCUUUUGCACCUGUCGCACAUGGGCAGCCUCCGCAGCCUUAACCUGCGUUCCUGCGACAACAUCAGUGACACGGGCAUCAUGCAUCUGGCUAUGGGCAGCCUGCGCCUCUCAGGGCUGGAUGUGUCGUUCUGUGACAAGGUAGGGGACCAGAGUCUGGCUUACAUAGCGCAGGGGCUGGACGGCCUCAAGUCUCUCUCCCUCUGCUCCUGCCACAUCAGCGAUGAUGGCAUCAACCGCAUGGUGCGGCAGAUGCACGGGCUGCGCACGCUCAACAUUGGGCAGUGUGUGCGCAUCACCGACAAGGGCCUGGAGCUGAUUGCUGAGCACCUGAGCCAGCUCACUGGCAUAGACCUGUAUGGCUGUACCCGAAUCACCAAGCGCGGCCUGGAGCGCAUCACGCAGCUGCCCUGCCUCAAGUACUCUGCUGUUCAUGCUCAUUUCAUUUUGAUCGUCUUUUUUUUUUUUUUUUGGAAGAAAUUUGAAAUCAUGGUCCUUUUUUUUCUGCUGAAUAUAUUCUAUAUAUUAUAUAUAUAUAAAUUUUAUAUUUAUAUAUAUAUAUAUGUCUGGCUACCUCGUUUUAGUUUACUUUUUUCUCUGAAGCCCUGGAAUUCUACAAGGGAGAUAUUUUGAGACUAAAACAUUUUUGUGCCUAGACUGGAAAGAUGCCCAUUGGGUUUGUACGUCUUUUUUGUUUUGGCUUCUUCCCUAACCCUGUCCAUCCAGUAUGUCCCACUUCCACAUUUUGGCUAUACAUAAUUAUUUUUCUCCUUGUCUAUUGGGAUUUGCAGGCCCAACCAUGUUCCUAAAUCUUGACUUAAUUUAUAGCACAAAUGUGUGGGAGAAAUGAGAGUUGAAGUGUUUUGUUUGUUUGAGAUGCAGAUUGUCUUGAAAAUUAUUAUUAUAUAUGCAAAUUUGCUCUAUCUGCACCCUCUUCCAAGUUUCCCCACAAAAAAGGUCACAUAGUGAGGCUUCCUGUUGGAAGCAGAGGAGCAGAGUUGGCCUUCGGAGCCCCUGGGGCUGUAAUGUGAAGGGAGGAGACAAAUUCAUGUCUUAUCUCUGUUCUGUUAAUAAAAUGGGAAUUUGUGGGUUUUAAAAAACUCUGUUUCUGAAUGGAGGAGUAGAUGACUUUAUUUUGGUGGGGGUUGGGACUUGUGGCUUUCAAAAAAUCGCUUUUCAGUAGGAUGUAUAUUUUUGUUGGAUUUUUUUUGUUUGUUUAUUUUUUUAGACUCCUCCACAGCAACAUUCGCGACCAUGGCGUUAAAGAAACCCAGAGACCUUUAUCAAUUAAUUGUACUGUUUGUGAAUUUGUAUAAAUAAUAACAAAGAUCCUCUUAAAACGUUUAUAUUCUUACAGUAAAAGGUUAAACUGAUAUUUAUAUAAUAAAAGAGGAAAUAUGAAGUAUGUUUUUGAAAAAAAACAAAAACAAAACAAAA